Molecule: messenger RNA, 2220 nt
Organism: Vespa velutina
Lineage: Eukaryota; Metazoa; Arthropoda; Insecta; Hymenoptera; Vespidae
Product: RWD domain-containing protein 2A
Exons: 3
Coding region: 376-1248 (290 amino acids)
Molecular function (GO): protein binding
Source: RefSeq, a predicted model, not a curated record
AUAGUAUAGUACAUAUAUUUUGAUAAAGAAUGGCGAUAUUCUUUAAACAUUUUUUAUAUUAGAUACAAUACUUAAUUAUAGUGAUAUAAAUACGUCUAGAGUAAAUGCGUGUAUGAUUAUGUUAAAUAAAUAGUUUUAAAAGGAAUUUUUUCGAAUAAAUGCAUCUCAAUUUCUAGGUACAUUUUCGAUUCAUGUUUAUAUUAUAUCAAUAUUAUUUACAAAAUUUUUAACCUUGAACCCUUAAACUGAACUCAAAUUAAUGUAUAUCUUCGUUUUUUUUGUUUCUUUUUAAAGUUAAUAUUAUCAUUAGAAGACAUCAAUAAAUAUAUUACUACAAGUAAAUUAUUUCCAUGUCUUAUAAAUUAUUUAAAUACAAUGACUUUUUACGAAAAUAUAAAAGAAAAUUUAACGACACAAAUAUACGAAUUAGAAGUAUUACAAUCAGCUUAUCCAGAAGAAUUAGUCGUCAGCGAUCACGGAAUUUUAGCUGACAUAAAUCAUUUUAUUGAAUUUCCUCAAGAAGAACCUCCACGAAGAUUGGAAUAUAUUAUAAAGAUUUCUGAGAAUAAUGCAACAAUUGAGCUGCAAGUAUGUCUGCCAACUAAUUAUCCACAAGAAAAACCUGAAGUUUAUGCGAGAACUUCCAUUCUAGAUCGAACUCAACAAUUGCUUUUAAAUGAAGCACUUGCAAGUUUUUUAAAUGAGAAUGAAAAAGGUGAGCCUUGUAUAUAUUCAUUGAUAUCAUGGUUACAAGAUAACAUAGAGAAAUAUCUUAAAAAUUCUAACGUGAAUAAAGAAAAAAAUAAUGAAAAUAAAAAGAAAAAGCAUGAGCAAGGCGAUGAAUUAAUAUUUGCUAGAUAUUGGAUUUAUAGUCAUCACAUAUAUAAUAAACUUAAAAGAAGAGAUAUAGCAAAUUUAGCAAAAGAAUAUUCUCUCACUGGAUUUUGCCUGCCUGGGAAGCCAGGAAUUAUUUGUAUAGAAGGUACAGAUACAAACUGUGAACUCUGGUGGCAAAAGAUAAAAGUUAUGAAUUGGCAUAGAAUUCUCAUAAAAUUAAUAGAAGAUGAGAUUUUAGACAAUGAAAAAAAUAUAAAUACCAUGCGUAAAUAUCCUAACUUCCAAGAAAUAUCUUUUCCUAGUACAGAUCGUCAUAAUGAUAUGGGACAGUUACUUACAUAUUUAACUGAGCACCAAUCUCAACAUGUUUUUAAUAACAUUUUUGGUAUCAAAGAAAAAUUUACCCAUUAAAGUAAUCAUUUAAAGUAUAUAAAUCUAUUUUUUUAAAUAAAUAAAUCAAAAAAAAAAAAAAGUAUAAUAUUGCAGCAACAUACCAACAUCAUUGUUAAAUGAAUCAUGAUCUUCUCUUUUAUGGCGAUUGAUUAGAUUACUUAUAUUUACAGUAUAUGAAUUUAUUUCCUUAUCAAUUUGAUGUAAUGUAUUUAGAUUUGAUGAUUGAUAUUCUGAAAGGAUAGGAGUUAAUUAGUAAUUGCUGGUUAGAUAAACAGAAUUUUGCACAUACCAUAUUUUGUCUUUAACUUUUCAAAAAAUUCAGUUAAAUCAUUUAAUGCAGUUGUUAAAACUUCUGAACCAUAACUUAAACGACAAUCAAUUAUACCACACAUAAAUACGAAUAUUAUUCGAAAAUUUGUUACCAUUUUGCUAAACUUUACUCAUCGAAAGUAAUACAUUACAAAUGAGUUUAGUUUACAAGAUCAAUUAAGGACUAUUACAAGGUAAUAUGUAAUGUUUACAUUUUUUGUAAAUAAUCAGGUCACAUGGAGUAAGAAUAUCAUGAUACUUUAUUGAUAUUAUGAAACUGAAGGAAUAUGAUACAAAUGUUAAACGAAUUGUCUUAGUGUAACAAAUAAAAUAAUACAAAUAUAUAAAUAAUAAUCUAUCUGACAGUAGCAUAACGUAGAAAUUCAUUAGUAAGAAAUUGUCCUGGCAUAUAAGGAGCAGGUGGUCCAAGAACGUCUUGUGCUGGAGAAUGAACUUUAAUUUGUCUCAUAUGAGUAUCUCUUCCAUUUUGAUGAUUGCUUAUAACAGCUAUCUGAAUCAUAAAUGUUCUAAUGGGUCGUUCAUUUAUAUCUUUUAUAGGAAUAACCACCCAUCCACUUGGUUCAUUAAGAUCCAUGACUUCAACUUCUUGAAGGUCAUUGAAAUUUGUACCUGCUCUAAUACUUAUUCUAAAAAUAUAUUUAUAUAGAAAGUCAAUUGAAA